Mus pahari (shrew mouse) is the source of this 4573-nucleotide messenger RNA. RefSeq names its product BR serine/threonine kinase 2 (gene Brsk2). The record is from RefSeq and is a predicted model, not a curated record. Gene Ontology annotation, cellular component: cytoplasm. The transcript has 20 exons. The coding region runs from base 353 to 2560 and encodes 735 amino acids. Gene Ontology annotation, biological process: protein phosphorylation; intracellular signal transduction; microtubule cytoskeleton organization. Gene Ontology annotation, molecular function: protein serine/threonine kinase activity; ATP binding; tau-protein kinase activity. NCBI's taxonomy places the organism in Eukaryota, Metazoa, Chordata, Mammalia, Rodentia, Muridae.
GCUGAGUGGCUCGGUUCGGUUGCUCGGCGGGGCUCGGCUGCACGGCCGCGGACGGGCGUGCGCUGGGGGGGCGCGGGGCGCGGGCCUCGGAGGUGGCGGCGGAAGCCUGGUGCCCCCGCCCGCCGGGUCCUCUCAGAGAGGCAGAGCGGCGGCAUUCCCGCGGCCCGGACUCGCACGGGUGCGGCGGGCGCGGCGUGGGGGGCGGCGGGGGCGCGGAGCAGCGCGGCCCGCCCGGGAGCGCCGCGGGCCGGGUCAGCGCGGACGGCGCUCGGCGGACUCGGACGCACUGCUGGCCGGCCCCUCCCUGCCCGCGCGCCCGGGCGCCCACUCGCCGGCGCGGGGCCCGGGAGCGAUGACAUCGACGGGGAAGGACGGCGGCGGGGCGCAGCACGCGCAGUAUGUGGGGCCCUACCGGCUGGAGAAGACGCUGGGCAAGGGGCAGACAGGCUUGGUGAAGCUGGGAAUCCACUGUGUCACUUGCCAGAAGGUCGCCAUCAAAAUUGUCAACCGUGAGAAGCUCAGUGAGUCGGUGCUGAUGAAGGUGGAGCGAGAGAUUGCCAUCUUGAAGCUCAUCGAACAUCCACAUGUACUGAAGCUGCAUGACGUCUAUGAAAACAAAAAAUAUUUAUACCUGGUGCUAGAACAUGUGUCUGGGGGAGAGCUGUUCGACUACCUGGUGAAGAAGGGCCGGCUGACCCCCAAGGAGGCCCGCAAGUUCUUCCGGCAGAUCAUCUCUGCACUGGACUUCUGUCACAGCCACUCCAUAUGCCAUAGAGACUUGAAGCCAGAGAACCUGCUGCUAGAUGAGAGGAACAACAUCCGUAUUGCAGACUUUGGCAUGGCAUCCCUGCAGGUGGGAGACAGCCUGCUGGAGACCAGUUGCGGAUCUCCACACUAUGCCUGUCCGGAAGUGAUUCGGGGCGAGAAGUAUGAUGGCCGCAAGGCAGAUGUGUGGAGCUGUGGUGUGAUCCUGUUCGCCUUGCUGGUGGGGGCUCUGCCUUUUGAUGAUGACAACCUGCGGCAGUUGCUGGAGAAGGUCAAGCGUGGUGUGUUCCACAUGCCACACUUUAUCCCACCAGACUGCCAGAGUCUCCUGCGUGGCAUGAUUGAGGUGGACGCAGCUCGGCGCCUCACGCUAGAGCACAUUCAGAAACACAUAUGGUAUAUAGGUGGCAAGAAUGAGCCAGAGCCAGAACAGCCCAUCCCACGCAAGGUGCAGAUCCGCUCACUACCCAGUUUGGAAGACAUUGACCCUGAUGUGUUGGAUAGCAUGCACUCACUGGGCUGCUUCCGAGACCGCAACAAGCUGCUGCAGGACCUGCUAUCUGAGGAGGAGAAUCAGGAAAAGAUGAUUUAUUUCCUCCUCCUGGAUCGGAAAGAACGGUAUCCCAGCCAUGAGGAUGAGGACCUGCCCCCCAGGAAUGAAAUAGACCCUCCCCGGAAGCGCGUGGAUUCCCCGAUGCUGAACCGGCAUGGCAAGCGGCGACCUGAGCGCAAGUCCAUGGAAGUGCUCAGUGUGACAGAUGGUGGCUCCCCAGUGCCUGCACGGAGAGCCAUUGAGAUGGCCCAGCAUGGCCAGAGAUCUCGAUCCAUCAGUGGUGCGUCCUCAGGCCUUUCUACAAGUCCACUCAGCAGUCCUCGGGUGACCCCUCACCCCUCACCAAGGGGUAGUCCCCUUCCUACCCCCAAAGGGACGCCUGUCCACACGCCAAAGGAGAGCCCAGCUGGCACACCCAAUCCCACACCACCAUCCAGCCCUAGUGUUGGAGGAGUGCCCUGGCGGACACGACUGAACUCCAUCAAGAAUAGCUUCCUGGGCUCACCUCGCUUCCACCGCCGGAAACUGCAAGUUCCCACGCCAGAGGAGAUGUCCAACCUGACCCCAGAAUCCUCUCCAGAGCUGGCCAAGAAAUCGUGGUUCGGGAACUUCAUCAACCUGGAGAAGGAGGAGCAGAUCUUUGUGGUGAUCAAGGACAAGCCCCUGAGCUCCAUCAAGGCUGACAUCGUUCAUGCCUUCCUGUCGAUCCCCAGCCUCAGCCACAGCGUUAUUUCCCAGACAAGCUUCAGGGCUGAAUACAAGGCCACAGGGGGCCCAGCAGUGUUCCAGAAGCCGGUCAAGUUCCAGGUGGACAUCACCUACACUGAGGGCGGAGAGGCCCAGAAGGAGAAUGGCAUCUACUCAGUCACAUUCACUUUACUCUCAGGCCCCAGUCGCCGCUUCAAGAGGGUGGUAGAGACCAUCCAGGCCCAGCUGUUAAGCACCCAUGACCAGCCAUCAGCCCAGCACUUGUCAGACACCACUAACUGUAUGGAAGUGAUGACGGGGCGGCUUUGCAAAUGUGGCACCCCAUUGAGUAACUUCUUUGACGUAAUUAAACAACUUUUUUCAGACGAGAAGAACGGGCAGGCGGCCCAGGCCCCCAGCACGCCCGCCAAGCGGAGUGCCCACGGCCCCCUGGGUGACUCCGCGGCCGCUGGCCCUGGAGGGGACACCGAGUACCCGAUGGGCAAGGACAUGGCCAAGAUGGGGCCGCCCGCCGCCCGCCGUGAGCAGCCUUAGACACUAGUCCCUCCCCAGCACAGCACAGCACAGCACAACACAGCACUGACUGUGGCCUUCUGCCGCCCUGUGUGGACAAGGCCCCACCUGCCUGCCCAGACCUUGUCUCAAGCCUGGGAGGAAAGGAGAGUGGCCAGGGCGCGGCCCGCAGGCUGGGCUGCUGGGCUUGCUCUCUUCUCUCUCUCUCGCGGUCUCUGUCUCUGCCCGUCUCUGACAGCAUCGCUUGUUUCCGCUCUGAUACCAGGAAUUAUCCCGAAAAGUUAACAUGUCACCUCCACGAGGCCGUCCUCUGUGCUGCGUGUGGACACUGGCUGACCGAAGGCAGCUGCUGCGGACCACCCUCCUGCUGCUGCUGCUGGGCAGAGAGGCUAGCCCACUGUCCACCACCUCUGCCUGUUCCCUGGCAGCCCCGCAUGGCCCAAGGGAGGAGGGCCUGCUGCCCAGGGGUUCCUCUUCUCGCCCAGCCACCCUGGAUCCCAGUGACAAGAUCCUCAGCAGGGACAACCUGUUCACCAUCUUCCAGGGUAGGGGACCAUGGUGGGUGAAGCAGUGGGAAUGGAUUGUCCUCCACGCCGCAUCUGGAGGCCUCCUGGGCCACUCACCUCGCCUUUUCCACAUGUUGGCCUCGCAGGGCCACCUCUUCUCAUCUGCAUCCAUUGCUCCACCUUGCCAGGCUGCAGAGCUCCAGCUGUGAAGGUUCUCAUGGGCUGAAGUGGGGAGCAAAGACCUGGGUGCUCCAGAGCUGCCGGGGGCUGGGCUGAGACCAGUAUUAUUCAUUUGCUGUUUUAAUUUAUUGAGUUUCUUUAUGUCUCUGUUCUCUGUUCAGGGAAGGGGGAGUAGCAGCAGCAGCACCCUCCUGCCGUCUGUCUGUCUGUUUGUUCUGUCUGUCUGACUUGGGCAGGGUGGGUCCAGAGCCCAGGUUCCCUCUGAGGACAGAGCCGUUGUGGGGCUGGGGACAGUGGAGAGCCAGCCAGUGGAUGCAGCACUGGCAAGCUACUGUAAACUUUAAAAGAAUUCCUGCAAGAUAUUUUUAUAAACUUUCUUUUCUUGGUUGUUUUUGGAAAAGGGUGUGGGGUGGGGCCGCUGGGGCAGAGCUAGAGUUUGUGUUUCGGCUCCUUGCUCUUGGCUAUUUCUAUACACAUAUACAUAUAUAUAUAUAUAUAUAUUUAAAGAACGAUGUGGUUAGCUCUGUCCCGGGUUGUUUUAUUACUACUUAGCAGCAGCUCCAGUUCCACACGAGAGCUCAGGGUACAGGGCAUCAGCCUGCACUGGUCAGCCGUGCCUGCUGCCCAGAAGCACUACCCAGCACUUCUCUGCUGCAUCAGGCUGAGGCUGAUCUUGGUUUGGUGUUUGAUUGAGAAGGGGUAGAAGGCCCUGAGCUGGCACCCAACUCACACACAGGAUGGCAGCAGUACCUCGGUUUGUUUGUUUGGUUUUUUUUUUUUAAUUAAAAUUAAAAAGUUUUAAAAAAAUCAAAGCCAGAAAUGGAGUUAGCAGAGUGCUCUGCAGUGGGUUCCUCUUGGAGGUGGCGAGGGCAAGGGGCCCACACCACUGCCUGCUGCCCACCAAAGCCCACAUCACUUCCCUCAUCUUCAGCUUUUGUCUGUGUUCCGUUCUGUCUGGCUGAGCCAGUCCCUCCCAGCUGGCCCAAGGUGCCCGGCAUAGCAGCAGGAGGGGCUGGGGGCAGGUUUCAUGCAUGCCUUUGCUCUUCCCCUCAUGUACAGAUUUUAAUGCUUCUAUUACAUUCAACCACCACAGGCUGGGAUUUCUAUACAUAGAACAAAAUCAAACACCUGUAACAACAGCAAAGCCACGCAGUACAAGUGGGAAGGGGCAUAUUACGGUGUCAGGAUACUGAAAGCAAUACCUCUCGUUAGCCUUCCUCUUUUGUACUUUGGACACAUGCGGAUUCGCAGACAUCACAAAAAUGGACAAGCCCCAUCUGGUGUAACCCCUGUCAAAUAACUGUGAGCAACUUCAGUUCUGGAACAAUAAAUUCCUUCCAUAAAGACA